AUGACGAGCGCCGCCAUUCGUGACAGGCUAUACAGCCUCUGGGCCACUCUGACUGAUCCGAGGAUGGACCAGCUUCUUCAGCGCGACAAUGUUGUACCAUCCAGCUUUCUCACCGAUAGCAAUAUUAAUCUAAUUCUCGACGACCUCUCACCCUCACAAACCGCAGGAGAGAACCUAGAGAAGAAACCGCCUGUUCUUUUCCUCCGGCGUCCUACCACCAUCAUUACUGACCACCCCAUUAAUCAUUACAACGAUUUUUUCAGGAGCGUGCGCAUAGACCCCUCGCCGGCGGUUCGGUUGGAGAAGAUUUUUAGUAGCGAGUGGAUGCCCUUCUACCGCGGAAUGCCUCUCGCCCGCUACCUCGACGACUGGGCCAUGGGCGGAUACCCCCGUUUCAUCCCACACAACGUCCCAGAUCUUGCCACGUUAUGCGGAAUCCAUAGCGUUGCAACCCCCCACGCGUUGAAUGCGGAGACACGCGGGUUCCUGAGAGCCGGCCCACCCACCGGCAUCCAGUGGGAAACCUACAUCUACGAGUACAGCGAGAGCAAGCCCGAUGGUAGUACUGUCAACCCUCACCUGAUUCUACUAUCCGCGCAGUCCUGCACCGGCGUAGACAACACCAUCAGCUUGGGCGAGCUUACGACCAUUGUCACUGCCAUGCGCUGCCGAGCAUAUCAGCCCGCUGUCUUUGAUGAAGACGCCGUCCUGGUCGGCGACGUGGAGCAGUCGGAAGACGGUAACCCCAAGCCAGAUGACGAACGGAAGCUGGCGUUCAAGGACGAAAAGAGGUUCCCGGUCAUCAUGGUUUCCCUCGUCGGCCCCCAGCAUGCCAGGGCUAUUUAUGCCUGCAUGGACGGCUUGAAGCUUUGCAUACGAAUGUCGCGAUGCUACAUGAUACGCACGGACAGCGAGGAAAUGUUGCAUAAUAUCGCCGGUGUCCUUCUCAGUAGUCCAUUGACGGAGAAUGCUUAG
Molecule: messenger RNA, 975 nt
Organism: Aspergillus puulaauensis
Lineage: Eukaryota; Fungi; Ascomycota; Eurotiomycetes; Eurotiales; Aspergillaceae
Exons: 3
Coding region: 1-975 (324 amino acids)
Source: RefSeq, a predicted model, not a curated record